AGUACUUGGGCCCUGGCUGGCCGAGGAUCAGUCGGCCAGUCUGUUAGGUGGCGACAGUGCUGCUGCGUUUCUAGUUUCAGUCCAGAACGCUAGUAAAUUGGUAGUGGUAGCUCAGUGCAAUGCCUGCCGAGGCUGCUGCAUUGUCUUCAAUUUGAUCCUUGCUAUCCUACCACACAUCGUACCACCAAUAAAGGAUUACUCUCUUUUGUGUUUCAUGGAAAAUACGCUUACGUGAUGGACAUAUGGAAGACAGAAUUAAAAUCAGGAUUCGUAUGUAUUGUGUUAUGCGAUGGGGAUUGCUUGUGACUUGAUAAAAGAACAUAUAUGAAAAAUCUGGCGUAAAACUAGGGGAAGAACUUGUUACAAACCUGUGCUUUGUGCUUUACGGCAACGGAUUUCUUCCAAUGAAUAGAUUUCAGCUGGAGACCAGUCAUUCUCUGAUAUCCAGAUAUGGUACAUCUUGCAGCAGUCGAGUAAACUAAAGUGAUAAGCGGUCAGUGGGAAAGCAAUCCACGAGGAAGAAUGGCAGUUUUUGGUUCAAGGUGCCUCUACCGCAUGUUGUGCUGGGUGAUCCUUUGGGGACUUAUUGUGUUGGCCGUGUUUCACCUGCGGAGCCAUGAAGUAGAGGGCCCGAACGCAGGAUCAAUGAGCAAUUCAGUCAACAGCCGUCUCCUGCUGCAAAAAUUGGGCGAUCCUCGAACACCUCACACGGAAGCAACUGCCAGCACUAGCCAGUCACCUUUGUCUGCUGCACAUCUCUUGUUGAACCUUGAACCCAGCAUUGACAAGUCACCAAGCCUUUCUGAAGCAAUGAUAGUGGAGGAAGUUCAAAAGAAACUCCCUAGCCUACCUAUUGCAUACUGGAACCGUCAUAAGGAUAGACCCAUGUUCUAUAAGAAUGAAAGUUGUGCGAAAUUUCCCAGUAUCUAUGACCUUGAGUUCAAUAAUAUUUACUGGCAAAAUCUCCAUACAACUAAUGGCUCAUUUCAGCUCUUUGGUGCUUAUUAUGAUGUCCGAAAAUCCAGCAAAAUAGGUCCAGCUGUUAGGAUACUAGGAAUGAUCAAUCGGAUUGAACCUACAGUAAAGACCUACUGCCAGUUUUGGUUUGAAUCCCAGAAAGAACCUGUUUUCAUGAAAGUGAUGGAAUAUAAAUAUAUAUGGUAUCGCAAAUGGGGAAAUUACAAGCAGGGAAUAUAUCAGCCUUACCUUAUUGCUUGUCAGAUUCCACAUCAGUAUCAUAAAAUUGUCCCAGCCUCUGUUUCCAUUGUUGAGAAGCCUUGUGAUACAGCAACAAACAAUCUCCGUGUUGUAUACAACAAGCCUGAAAAGAAGAAAAAGUUUGCUGUCUGUGUAAAGGGCUUGGACUUCCUUCAUGAAGACCUCUCUGUUCGCUUGGUGGAAUGGAUAGAACUUCUGGGUAUACUAGGUGCAGAUAAAGUGUUUUUCUAUGAGCUUCAAGUUCACCCUAAUAUUUCUAAAGUUCUGCAAUACUACCAGAAGCUGGAUCGUGUGGAUGUGACACCUCUCACACUUCCUGGUGGACAGCCUAAUGUUCCUGGAUUUCAGCACAUGUACCUUGUAAAGAAAUGGAAUAACAAGCGUCAAAAUGAACUUAUUCCUUAUAAUGAUUGCCUCUAUAAAAACUUAUACACAUAUGAAUAUAUCGCACUUCUGGAUAUUGAUGAAGUAAUAAUGCCUGUUAAUACAAUGUCAUGGCAAGAGCUGAUGGAUACUGUCCUGCCGAAGGCACGGGGCACGAAGAAUGACACUCAAGCCUCGUAUAAUGUGCGAAAUGUUUAUUUCUUAGAUGAUUUGAUUGAAGUUCAUGGCUGGUUCAAAGAUAUUCCACGCUACAUGCAUAUGUUACAACAUGUAUACCGCAGCAAGAACUUUACAAAACCUAAUCAGUAUGUGAAGUGUUUCCAUAAUCCAGAGCGAGCCCUAACAUUACACAAUCACUUCCCAUUAGCCUGUCUAGGUGGAGCCUGUUCAUCAUAUGCCAUUGAAACAACAGAUGCGCAAUUGCAGCACUAUCGGGCUGACUGUGUUCGAACAUUGAAGAAGUCUUGCGUUGAAUUCCGCCAGAAUAGUGUUGUGGACACAACUAUUUGGAAAUUUAAAGAAAAGCUAGUUAUGCGGACCACUGACACUCUGAAAAUACUUGGGUUUUUUGGUUCACGUGAUGUCAGGGCUCAUAUAAAAUCAGAAACAGUCAAGUGAUCUUAGGAAAAACUGAAACAAAUUUAAUUAAUUGAUUUGGAAUAGUGAAUUAUGAACAAGAACAUUAUAUUAAUAUCUACUCAAAUGUCAUUAGAAACUGACAAUCAUCAAUGAAGGGUUCUUAGGCACAUAUAUUUAUCAUGAGAAGGGAGAUCAAAGAAGAAAGUAGAUGAUUAUAGAUGUAAGAAAUAGAAAUUGUCACCAAUGAAACCACUUACAAAACUUCAAUUGCAAGAAUGGAAUUUUCUCUCUGUAUAUAUAAAUUUGAUUAAUGAAACUUAUAGUUUCAACAUUUGCCAACAGCAUAUAUAGUUUUCAAAUAUGUAAUAAGUUAGGUAUCUGAAAUCAACUCUGUGUGAACUUGCAGAAUAGACUUGUUUCUUUCAAGUAUACAUGUUUUCAGUUCAGUCACCUAUGUUAGAAGAGCAGAAUAAAACCUGAAGUUGGUAUAUUACAGUUUUAUUUCUGAAUUCUCUCUAUAUAUGAUUGUUUCUCAGAUUUCCACGUUUAUUAUAACAUUUGGCUUCUUUUAAACUUCAGCCUUUGUAGUGGGCUGUAUUGAUGUCAUUCUGUCUUAUUACAUAAUUUAAUAUUUAGUAAGUGAUAUGAACAAAUAGUGUAAAAAUUAUGAAUGUAGAAGAAAUAUGAAAAUUGAUGUGUAUGCUGGUUAAGGUUAUUUUCCCUCAAACGAAAAUAAGUGUACUUAUGGUCAAGCCACUUUCAAUAAUCAGAUGAAAUUAUGAAAUAGUGAUACAUUCACAGUAAGUGAACUGUAAAUCCUUGACUUGUAUAGCUGCAAUGUAUAAUGUUACUUUAAUUUCCUGAUAUAAAAAACAAAUUUCUGCAUUUGGUAGUUUUAAGUAUUCCAUUGUAUAAAGCUACUAAAAUUGUAGACGGCUUGCAUAGUAAGUAUUUGGAAUCUAUCAGGUUUUUCUGUUAUUUAAGAAAGGAGUUCUGGAGAAAAUAAUAAAAACACAUGAAUACACAGCAAAAGUGAUAUCUGCAAAGAAUGAAGACUAUUUGAUACCAAUUGAUGUGAAGAAAUAUGUUUCAGGAUCUGUUUGUUGUUUACAUAUAAAAUUAAAAUUUAGCCAAAUUAUGCCACAUCAGCAAAAAAGUAUAAAUCCAUGCUGUGGAUAUGUUCCCUUCUGGUGAUGUCAAAUAAUUAUGUCUUCAACAGUGGCCCUACAAAUUACAUACAUGUGAGUCACAUUGAAGAAUUGAGGAUUGAACUGUGAAAUGGGAAAAACUUAAAAAUAAAACACAUAAAUAUGCCCUCUCAUUUUACUGUUAUCAGAGGAAAAGAACAUAAUAUUUUCCUGAAGAUCCAAGUGCCAAACAGAAUUUAUAAAGGGCUGCAUGCAGUCCUUAAAAUAUAUAUUAAUAGUUUAUUGGAACAGAAUUAACUGUGCAUACUUCCACAUCUAAUAAUCUGUAUCUAUUUAAAAAAUUAAAACAGGCAAUAUUAAUGUACAUGGGUUCAUUCUAUCCUUAAAAGGCUGAAAUUAUAUAACAGAAAAUAUUUCUUGCUAAUUAAGUGCAUGGUCCAUGCACUUAUUUUAACUUUUAAAACUGAAUAACAUUAUUCUAUACUCAGCAAAGUUUUUCUGAGUAUGUAUUUAAUAAUUCUUUUAUAACAAAAUUAUAUUUUUAUACUAUAUCACACUAACUAAUGUUCUGCAUGUUCCACAUGUAACACAUAUUUACUGUAAAAGCAUACAUAUAAAUAAUAUUUAUAUAUUAUAUAAAUAAUAUUCCAUAACUUCAUUUUGUUGUGAUUUCAUAAAAUAUUGUAAAAGUUUAUACCGUGUUUCACUCAUUCAUUCAUUCGGUAUAUCACAUAAUCAGAAUUGACAGCGAGAUGCAUAUGAACAGUAACAUUUUGCCUUUCUCUGUAGAAUUCUCUUGUCAUGAGUUAUUCCUCAUUUGUAUCCCUAAGUUGAUGAUGUCAGUUUCAUGCUACUUCAGUAGCAGCUGCUACAGAUGAUGAAAAAUGACUGUAGAUUUGUGCUGUUUUCCCUAUACUGCCAGCUGCCUCUGGAUUAGAUUCAGAUAACACAUCACUGAAGCUGGAACAAUUUGAAUGUGUUUAAUAUACCAGUAACUUACUUAUAGUUUAAAGACUGAGAGCACAACAAGAAAGAGCAUAAUUUUUUGCCUUUCUUGAAAUUGUACCACACAACAAUAGUAUCAAAAAUGUCAGUGUCUGAAGUAUGUGUUCUGUGCAAUUUGACCAGCUUCAGUGUCGCAUAUUCAUUAGGAUAUCAUACCAAGUAUUGUUAAUUCUGCAUAGUCUAUUGUCAAAUAGCAUUUGAUACAUCUUUUGAGGGACAUGAAAACUAGAUAAUACCAUCUUAAGAAUUUGAAACAGCUAAUUGGUUUCUGAAUGUUUGAAUUUAAAAUGUUGGUAUUAUUUUGCCUAAAAUCUACUGUGUAUAUAAAUUAAAAUUGCUAGUAAGUAUGGAUAGAAAAGAUAGCACUAACCCAAGACAACAACCACAGUUUGUUAAAUGGAGUGAAUGUUUUGGUGGGGUGUGUCUCCAUUACAAAUCAGACAAAAUAUUUAAGUUUUUUAUUUUUCUGAUUCCUUUAACUGCCAGUGUCAAGAAUGCUUUCAUGACCAGAACAGUCAUCUGGUUCAGAAAUGAACCCUGCUGUUUCAGAAUCUUACUACAAUUGAAUGACAUAUACACAAAGUUGAGCAAAGGUGAAGACAUGAAGAUACUAAAAUCUUCCUUUCAUACAACAGUAUGUAGCACAGUUAUGUAAACAAUCAAAGACAGAAGACUGGGAAACAAUGGAGCUUGUUCUGGCUCCUAAAUAAUACAAACUAAACCAAUUGAUUUCCUUACUGAAUUACCCAUUUUUGAAUGAACUGUAUCUUGUUCCACAAGAAUUUUGUCAUAUUACUUGCACAAUUAUGCAUUUUACAAUUGUAAAAUAUAUCAUUUGAAUUAGGGUGGUAA
Cryptotermes secundus is the source of this 5186-nucleotide messenger RNA. RefSeq lists its product as uncharacterized. Bases 523 to 2220 code for a protein of 565 amino acids. The record is from RefSeq and is a predicted model, not a curated record. NCBI's taxonomy places the organism in Eukaryota, Metazoa, Arthropoda, Insecta, Blattodea, Kalotermitidae. The transcript has 3 exons.